AUGGCUUGGGUCCGCAACACAGCAGAGGGAACGACGACUGAUGGCCCGAAAAUCACGGGUAUAACGACAGGGUUUACGGCACUCUCGCUGUGCAUCGUGUGUCUUAGGCUCUAUGUGAGAGGGUUCAUGAUCAAGUCGUUUGGCCACGAUGACUGGGUGAUUGUCAUCGCCUGGCUUGGCAUCUGUGGAUACACAACGGCUACUGUUAUCCAAACAACAUGGGGUCUAGGUCUCAAGAGCCUGGAAGACAUGCCUGAUGAGAAUGUCUACACGUUUGGCUUGGUGCAAUACAUAGGGGCACCAUUUUAUGUUGUCGGUAUUUACGGUUUUAAAAUGAGCCUGCUUCUAUCAUACAUGCGCGUCUUCCCCGGCAACUACCGUAUUGCGGCCAUUAUCGUCGCCGUCAUCAUCAGUAUGGCACAUAUCGCCUUUAUCUGUGUCUUUCUCUUUCUCUGCACUCCGAUUGCCAAGCAAUGGGAUCCAAGCAUCACAGGGGGCCACUGUGCAGACGCCGUGCCAUUCUACCUCAGCUUUUCCGCGCUGACGAUUCUAUUCGAUGUCAUGAUUUUGGUCUUGCCGUUCCCUGCCCUCCUCAAGUCUCAGAUCCAACUUCGCAAAAAGGUUGUCCUCCUUGGCCUCUUCGGUCUCGGGAUCUUUGUCACCAUCGUCCAAGUCAUUCGAAUCCAAACGAUUCAAAACCUAAAGAACUACCUCGACUCCUCGAAAGCCAUCCUAUGGUCCAUCAUCGAAACGAAUACGGGCAUCAUCAUCGCCUCUAUACCAACGCUCUCCCCCCUCGUCAAGUACUUUGCCGAAAAGUCGAGAGCGGCCACUUCCUCGGCUUCAUACAAUUUGAACUCGCAGUAUGCUUUGCAGAGUUGGAAGAGCAAGAAAUCUGGCAUGAGGCCACUUGGGAGCGGAGUUGAUCACGAGGCACACGUCUCGACUGAAGCGCAUCUGGAUGACAGUACCGAGAACAUUCUCAUCAUGUCUCCUGGGAUCCGGAAGCAAACUAGUAUCAUAGUGGAGAGCAAGGAGGCUUCAACUAAGAGUAGGAGGGACUCGUCUAGUGCUUAG
Molecule: messenger RNA, 1077 nt
Organism: Fusarium keratoplasticum
Lineage: Eukaryota; Fungi; Ascomycota; Sordariomycetes; Hypocreales; Nectriaceae
Exons: 8
Coding region: 1-1077 (358 amino acids)
Source: RefSeq, a predicted model, not a curated record